Panicum virgatum (switchgrass) is the source of this 1586-nucleotide messenger RNA. Its product is annotated as mugineic-acid 3-dioxygenase-like. The transcript has 4 exons. Lineage: Eukaryota; Viridiplantae; Streptophyta; Magnoliopsida; Poales; Poaceae. The coding region runs from base 508 to 1293 and encodes 261 amino acids. The record is from RefSeq and is a predicted model, not a curated record.
CGAUUCGUUCGCACUGCUGCGUGCUGCCUCAUACUAUUGUUCAUCUGCUCUCCGAAUUAAUCCCUGCUCUCCUCCUCUGAUCCUCCAUGGAGAAGAUGCUCCACCUGACCCCGGCGCGCGCGUCGUCGAUCCCGGACGGCUUCCUCCUACCGGCCGACCACCUCCGGCCGGCGACCGCCGCCGCCGCUGACUCUCUUCCCGUCAUCGACAUGUCCCGCGGCCGCGACGAGGUCCGCCGCGCCAUCCUCGACGCCGGCAAGGAGCACGGCUUCUUCCAGGUGGUGAACCAUGGCGUCCCCGAGCAGGUGCUGCGGCACUGUAGUAGGAAACGAACAGUCGGAGUCUCAAAGACGCCUGGCCGGCGCUUCCAUCCGACGAUCACUGCAUCUGUUCUUCAGCUUCUAUAUAUACUCGCCGUAUCGGCGUAUCCUUAUUUUUUGAAGAUGCCGUGUCGUCGUAUCCGUAUCGGCGUAUCCGUAUCCCGUAUCGGUGCAACACCUGCGGGACAUGGAGGCGGUGUGCCACGAGUUCUUCCAGCUGCCCGCGGCGGACAAGGCGGAGUUCUACUCGGAGGACAAGAGCAAGCCCAACAGGCUCUUCUCCGGCACCAACUACGAGACCCUCGGCGAGAGGUACUGGCGCGACUGCCUCCGCCUCGUCUACCCCUUGCCCUCCGGCGACACCAAGGACUGGCCACACAAGCCGCAGAGGCUCCGGGAGGUUGUCGGGAAUUACACCGCGCUGGCAAGAGGCCUGGCCAUGGAGAUACUGCGCCUGCUCUGCGAGGGCAUGGGGCUCCGGCCGGACUACCUCGAGGGGGACAUCAGCGGCGGCCGCGUGGCCCUCGACAUCAACAGCUAUCCGCCGUGCCCGGACCCGAGCAGGACGCUGGGCCUGCCGCCGCACUGCGACCGGGACCUCAUCACCAUCCUCCUCCCCGGCGCGGUCCCCGGCCUCGAGGUCGCCUACAGGGGCGACUGGAUCAGGGUGCAGCCCGUGCCCAACUCCUUCGUCGUCAACUUCGGCCUGCAGCUCGAGGUCGUCACCAACGGGAUGCUCAAGAGCGUGGAGCACCGCGCCGCCACCAACUCGGCGGCGGCGAGGUUGUCCGUCGCGACGUUCAUCGUGCCGGCGGACGACUGCGUCGUCGGCCCCGCGGAGGAGUUCAUCGGCGAGGGCAACCCGCCGCGCUACCGCACGCUCAGGGUCGGCGACUUCAAGCGGAUGCACAACGUUGUCAACCUGGGCUCGUCGCUCAACCAAAUUGCCAACCUCAUGGACAACCAGGACUGAAGGAGAUAUGAAGCAAAUUAAACACCAGGGCAAGUAGUCCUUGGCAAUGCAAGGAUUUGCCUUAAUUAAGCUUCCUCGAUCGUCAAGAAGCCAAGUUUGCAUUCCCAUAUCUCGCAAGCGUCCACGUAUAUCUCUCUCGGACACAUCUAUAGCUCUACUGAUGAGCAUGUGAUACGAGACACGACGACGCAACAUAUAUACUAAUAAAAACAAACCUACAUGCAAGUUGUGUGCAACUGUUUGUUAUAAGAGUCAAGGUGUUCAAAAGUAAAUAAACACGAAUUACCUACAUG